Messenger RNA from Callorhinchus milii (elephant shark), 2054 nucleotides. Its product is annotated as leucine-rich repeat and immunoglobulin-like domain-containing nogo receptor-interacting protein 2. The record is from RefSeq and is a predicted model, not a curated record. NCBI's taxonomy places the organism in Eukaryota, Metazoa, Chordata, Chondrichthyes, Chimaeriformes, Callorhinchidae. Gene Ontology annotation, molecular function: protein binding. The transcript is spliced from 2 exons. The coding region runs from base 50 to 1876 and encodes 608 amino acids.
CAGUGUGGACAUCCACAGCUCUGAUGCAAGAGUGACGGCCCUUUACCGAAUGGUAGACAUGCUUCACACAGCCAUCUCGUGCUGGCAGCCGAUCCUAAGCUUGGCUCUCAUUGUUGCUCUCGUGGGCUCCACCAUGGGCUGCCCAGCUCGCUGCGAGUGUGCUGCUCAGAACAAAUCCGUCACUUGCCACCGCAAACGAUUGACUGUGAUUCCUGAGGGCAUUCCCAUCGAAACCAAAAUCUUGGACCUGAGCAAGAACAAGCUAAAGUCCAUCAACCCGGACGAGUUCUUCUCAUACUCUUUACUGGAAGAAAUCGAUCUCAGUGAGAAUAUAAUAACAACUGUGGAACCUGGCUCUUUCAAUAACCUUUUUAACUUGCGUUCCCUUCGUCUCAAGAGCAAUCGUCUAAAACUAAUCCCCCUGGGUGUUUUCACAGGGUUGUCUAAUUUGACCAGGUUGGAUAUCAGUGAGAACAAAAUAGUCAUUUUGUUGGAUUACAUGUUUCAGGAUUUACACAAUUUGAAGUUUCUUGAAGUGGGAGACAAUGAUCUGGUUUACAUUUCGCACCGAGCCUUCAAUGGCCUGCUCGGACUGGAGCAACUUACCCUUGAGAAGUGCAACCUUACAGCAGUACCAACAGAAGCCCUCUCUCACCUCCACAAUCUGGUAAGCCUCCGGCUCUCCCACCUCCACGUCAGCUCCGUCCACACCUACGCCUUUAAGAAACUCUACCGACUCAAACGCUUGGAAAUCGACCACUGGCCCCUACUGGAUGUCCUGCCCACCAACAGCCUCCAUGGUCUGAACCUCACCUUCCUGUCCAUCACCCACACCAACCUCACCGCAGUGCCCUACACGGCAUUCAGACAUUUGUACCAUCUUGUGUACUUGAACCUGUCCUUCAAUCCCAUCAGCAUGGUGGAAUCGGGCUUGUUGCAGGACUUGGUGCGGCUGCAGGAGCUGCACCUGGUCAGAGCGCAGUUGCUGACCAUCGAGCCCCGUUCCUUUCAAGGGCUGCGUGCCCUGCGGGUGCUGAAUGUCUCACACAACCUGCUGGACACAAUGGAGGAGAGCGCCUUCCAGUCGCUCAAGAGCCUACAGGUGCUGGCCAUUGACAACAACCCACUGGCUUGUGACUGCCGCCUCCUGUGGAUCAUGCAGAGAAGGAAGGCAUUGAGGUUUGCGGAGGAGCAGCCCGUCUGCACAUCACCGGAGAGCUUGAAGGGCAAACCCUUCAAGGAGAUUGCUGACGUUUUCCUCUCCAGCUACUUCACUUGCCAGAAGCCCCACAUCCAAGAGAAGAAGCUUCAACACCUGUUGAUUGAGGAGGGCCAGGUGGCUCAGUUCAUUUGUCGGGCAGAUGGGGACCCUCUCCCAAUUAUUUCCUGGCAGUCCCCGCGCAGAAGGAUGAUCACAGUAAAAUCUAAUGGGAGAGCCACAGUCCUGGGUGAUGGCACCUUGGAGAUCAGGUUUGCCCAGGUUCAGGAUAGCGGGCUGUACCUCUGCAUCGCCAGCAAUGCUGCCGGUAAUGACACUUUGUCGGCCACGCUGUUCGUCAAGGGAUUUUCCGAGCAUCUGCACGGAAACAGCACCUCUCAGUACAUGAUUGAUCUGAACAACACCCACUCAAAUGGUACUCAUGUGUACAUGACGGUGGCGCUGGACCUUAAGACCAUCCUGGUGUCCACUGCCAUGGGCUGCUUCACUUUUCUGGGAGUCGUCUUGUUUUGCUUCCUGCUCCUUUUCGUAUGGAGUCGGGGGAAGGGCAAGCACAAGAACAACAUUGAUAUUGAGUACAUCCCCCGUAAGACGAACGGGGCCAUGUCUGAUGCAGAUCAAGGAGGCCCGAGGAGGUUCAACAUGAAAAUGAUAUAACGUCAGCAGCAACAUGGUGUUUUUGUUUAAAUCACCCAUCAGGUUGUCUCUUGCUGGUUAUGGGGCUACAUCUACAGUGUGAUGAUGCGGCCUGGCUCGACAGACUGCCAGGGGAUAUACCUGAUUACAGCCGAUGGUACAAAAUAAACAAAAACAACUACUAGAUUUAUUGCAGCAG